This is a messenger RNA of Medicago truncatula (barrel medic), 791 nucleotides long. RefSeq names its product germin-like protein subfamily 1 member 15. The transcript is spliced from 2 exons. Bases 104 to 736 code for a protein of 210 amino acids. The record is from RefSeq and is a predicted model, not a curated record. Gene Ontology annotation, molecular function: manganese ion binding. Lineage: Eukaryota; Viridiplantae; Streptophyta; Magnoliopsida; Fabales; Fabaceae.
UAUUGUUUAUGUGUCUACAAAACUUCAUCUCUUCUAAAACAUACACAAACAAAUAUACCCUAAAAGAGAGUUGUGAAAAGUUAUAGUUAGAUAGAAAAACAAUAUGAAGAGUACUUACUUGUUUUUCACAACUUUCUUAGCAAUGACAUCUUUUGCCUUUGCAUUAGAUCUCAGUCCUCUGCAAGAUUUUUGUGUGGCUACCAACGACAUCAAGACGGGCGUGUUGGUGAACGGACAAUACUGCAAAGAUCCAAAACUUGUUACAGCAGAUGAUUUCUUUUUCUCAGUAAAAGAAGGAGUUGUAUCGAGUCCAGUUGGUACUCAAGUGACAUUAGUCACAGUUAAUGAGAUAUUAGGAUUAAACACUCUUGGUGUCUCUCUUGCUCGUAUUGACUUUGCACCUAAGGGUAUAAAUCCUCCACACACUCACCCUAGAGCCACUGAGAUACUUAUGGUGUUAGAUGGUACUCUCAAUGUUGGCUUUUAUACUUCUAAUCAAGAAAGUAGUACUCCCAUUACAAAAGAUCUCAACAAAGGAGAUGUUUUUGUGUUUCCAAUUGGUCUCAUUCACUUCGAGCAUAAUACAGGAGAUGGAAAUGCGGUUGCAAUUUCUGGAUUUAGCAGUCAAAAUCCAGGAAUCAUCCGUAUUAUUAAGGAUACAUUUGAGUUUAAUCCAAAAAAUUAUUCAGAACUUCUCACCAAGGCUUUUCAAAUGGACAAUAACAUUCAUACAUAGUUAAAAGUCUUCAGAAUAUGUAGUACCAGAUUAUUUAUAAUAAAUCAAAUUUAAG